Molecule: messenger RNA, 1071 nt
Organism: Hypoxylon trugodes
Lineage: Eukaryota; Fungi; Ascomycota; Sordariomycetes; Xylariales; Hypoxylaceae
Product: alternative oxidase
Exons: 5
Coding region: 1-1071 (356 amino acids)
Biological process (GO): alternative respiration
Cellular component (GO): mitochondrion
Molecular function (GO): alternative oxidase activity
Source: RefSeq, a predicted model, not a curated record
AUGCUAUCAACCAAAGUUCAGACCAACCUUUGCACGCCGAAACAGGCUGCUCGGCUGUCCAAAGCUGCCACAACCCUUCUUCGUACCUCGACUGUUGGUUAUCCUGCAGGAAUUCGCAUCGGUUUUGUUGCGUCUAUCCAGCACAAUGGAGGCUCACGAGCAUUUUCCACAACACAUAUAGCCAGCUUUAAGGAUUUUUUCCCAGUUAAGGAAACUGAGAACAUCCGCCAAACACCGCCCGCAUGGCCUCACCAUGGCUAUACUGAAGAGGAGAUGCUCGCUGUUGUCCCGUCCCACCGUCCCCCUCAGACGUGGGGAGAUUGGUCCGCCUGGAAGUUUAUGCGUAUGUGCAGAUGGGGAAUGGAUUUCUUCACCGGUAUGAAGAAGGAACAAAAAGUGGAUAAAGCGAACCCGACUACCGCUGUCAAUACCAUCAAGCCCUUAACCGAAGGCCAAUGGCUGCUGAGAUUCUUAUUCCUCGAGUCCAUCGCCGGUGUCCCGGGAAUGGUUGCUGGAAUGUUGAGGCAUCUGCACAGCAUUCGGAAACUGAAGCGGGAUAAUGGCUACAUCGAGACCCUCUUGGAGGAGUCGUACAAUGAGCGAAUGCAUCUCUUGACAUUCAUGAAGAUGUGUGAACCCGGCUGGUUCAUGAAGCUACUGCUUAUUGGAGCCCAAGGCGUCUACUUCAACGGCCUAUUCAUUACUUAUUUGAUAUCACCUAAGCUCACGCAUCGAUUCGUGGGUUACUUGGAGGAAGAAGCUGUGCACACGUACACGCUUGCCAUCAAACAAAUCGAAGACGGUCACUUGCCGAAGUGGUCGGAUCCGAACUUCGUCGUCCCCGACAUUGCCGUUCAGUAUUGGCAUAUGCCUGAAGGAAAACGGACAAUGAAAGACCUUAUCCUAUACAUCCGAGCCGAUGAAGCCUGCCACAGAGGUGUCAAUCACACUUUGAGUAACCUGAACCUAAACGAAGACCCGAAUCCCUUCGUCAGCGUGUACAAGGACGGCCGAGCCCCUCCUAGACCCGCCUUAAAAGCACAGGGUUACGAGCGCAAUGAAGUCCUCUAA